AUGGGAAAAACUGCACUUGUAUUGCUUGCUGGUGGGGCUGAGGAACUUGAGACUGUCUCUGUUAUCGACAUUUUGGCGCGUGCCAAGGUGAAGGUCGUUGUUGCUGGUGUCGCCGGAACUAGCGUCGUUACAUGUAGCCGCGGUGCAAAAAUUCAGCCUGACGUGGCGCUGGCCGAUGUCAUGGGCACCGCCUUCGAUCUUGUCUACCUUCCUGGCGGCUUGGACGGGAUGCAUGCCUUAGCAAAUAGUGCUGACGUUGGUAAGCUCCUGAAAGACCAGCACGAGAACAAGCGCUUAAUUGCCGCUAUUUGUGCCGCUCCCUGCGCGCUGAAAACUCACGGGAUUUCCAAGGGCGCCAAAGUCACUAGCUACCCUUCGAUGAAAGAUCAGUUGCACUCUUUCUAUAAAUACACCGAGGAGGAUAUUGUCGUGGAUGGACACAUUCUGACAAGUCGCGGACCUGGAACAGCCUCCAUGUUUGGCUUAAAACUGGCCGAGAUGUUGACUGAUCGCGCCACUGCCAAGGCAGUCGCUGAUUCCAUGCUUAUUCCUUACAGCGCCUAA
Molecule: messenger RNA, 564 nt
Organism: Mesocestoides corti
Lineage: Eukaryota; Metazoa; Platyhelminthes; Cestoda; Cyclophyllidea; Mesocestoididae
Source: the annotation of a GenBank genome assembly